AUCGUUGAAUUGCUUCCCAAAAAGUAAACAAGCACUGAAGGAGUGUUGUGAAAAACAUUUCCAAUUUUGUAUAAAUUGAGUGAUAAAAAACUGUUUAUUACACUAACGCAAGGGAGACUAUCAUAAUUCGGGUUCAUAAUGGAAGAACCCCGUAAUUUAACGGAGUACAAGUGCUACAAAACCGACGAAGAAGGUCGAAAAACUUUCUCGUCUAUGGAACAGAUCAAAACGGAAAAAUCUAUCGAACGUUUCUACGAUCGUUACGAACAGCUGGCCGCACUCGAUUCGUCUCUGCCGAAACUAACGCGAACCGAGCAUGCCCGCUAUCUAGAGAUCUCCCUCGAACGAUUGUCCUGCGGAUAUGAAUGCUUGGACAGCAGUCGUCCCUGGCUUGUAUACUGGAUUAUGAAUGCAGCCAGUGUGCUGGGGGUAAAGUUUAAUGAUAGUUUGCUCAACCGAGUGGUGGAUUUCUUGAUCAAAUGCCGUAGUCAAGAUGGUGGAUUUGCCGGAGGGCCGGGACAAGAUCCGCAUCUGGCACCGACUUACGCUGCAGUUAACGCCCUUUGCAUUAUUGGAACCGAAAAGGCGCUUAAUGCGAUUAACCGAAGAACUCUCAAAAAAUUCCUCUGGGCCGUGAGGGAGUCCAACGGAGCAUUUAGGAUGCAUGUUGGGGGCGAGCUGGAUGUCCGCGGGGCAUACUGUGCUAUCUCAUCGGCAAAGUUAGCUGCGUUCUCCGCGGAGGACGAGGCAAAGCUGUUUGAAGGCACUGCUAGUUGGAUUGCCGAAUGUCAAACUUAUGAAGGUGGAUUCGGGGGUGCUCCGGACUUGGAAGCCCACGGAGGGUACUCGUUUUGUGCGGCAGCUGCCUUGGCCAUUCUGGGAGGGGAGGAUAAAUGCGACUUGAACGCACUGCUUCGCUGGGCUGUGAAUCGCCAGAUGGCUUACGAGGGUGGAUUUCAGGGACGUACAAACAAAUUGGUCGAUGGGUGUUACUCGUUUUGGCAGGGAGCGCUGAUCCCGGUUAUUCAAAGUUUGAUUGCGCGGAAGGAGAACUACAGGGAGAUCAUGAAUACAACAUUGUUCAAUCGUACUGCUUUGCAAGAGUACGUUUUUAUUUGCUGUCAGAAGCCAACGGGAGGAUUGAUUGACAAACCCGGGAAACCAGCUGAUCUCUACCACACAUGCUACACCCUAAGUGGUGUCGCAGUUGCUCAGCACUGUGAAACAAAUAAACCCCCGCUGGUUCUAGGCCAUCCGGAUAACGAACUGCUGCCGACCCACCCGGUUCACAACAUCCCCCCGAAGUCCGUCAUUGAUGCCUACAAGUACUUUUUGAAGAACGAAAUGAUCGAAGCGGAGCAUACCAACGGUCAGUGCAAUGGCGACGCUAGAGAUGCUGCAUCGGCAGCUCAGGUAGCCGGUGCCGAUGUCGAUGUGGUGGAUGUAGAAAUGAGAGAAUCAUCGGUGGAGUCGGUACGAUCUGGUCAGUCGGAAACGACAACGGAUUCGAUGUCCGGCGUCACGAGUAGCACCAGCCAAAGGAGCUCCGAGGAGCGUUCGGAGUCCAUCGAUUGAAACAACAUCGGUGGGGAUGAAGAAAGUAUCAAACUUUUUUUUUAACUUUUGCUAGGAGCAACAAUACAAAAUGAAUUAUGUAAACCAAUAGGCCUGACAAUGGAAACAAGUUAGCUUUAAACAGUUGUUCAAUCCCUUCUUUAUUAUCUAUACCUAUGCUCCGAUUUAAUACAUAAAUUAUAUUUCUAUACACUGGCACUGAUGCUGAUUUCUUUGA
Messenger RNA from Armigeres subalbatus, 1792 nucleotides. It is a transcript of the gene Fntb, whose product is annotated as protein farnesyltransferase subunit beta. NCBI's taxonomy places the organism in Eukaryota, Metazoa, Arthropoda, Insecta, Diptera, Culicidae. Gene Ontology annotation, molecular function: protein farnesyltransferase activity. The record is from RefSeq and is a predicted model, not a curated record. The transcript is spliced from 4 exons. Gene Ontology annotation, biological process: protein farnesylation. The coding region runs from base 139 to 1575 and encodes 478 amino acids. Gene Ontology annotation, cellular component: protein farnesyltransferase complex.